Messenger RNA from Cryptotermes secundus, 1926 nucleotides. RefSeq lists its product as uncharacterized. Bases 110 to 859 code for a protein of 249 amino acids. The record is from RefSeq and is a predicted model, not a curated record. The transcript has 6 exons. Lineage: Eukaryota; Metazoa; Arthropoda; Insecta; Blattodea; Kalotermitidae.
CGUGUUCAGAACGUUUAUUUUCUGUGGUGUAUUUGUUGAAUUGGCGGUAACGUAUUUUUGCUUUGCAUGUGGUCUAAUCCGAAUUCAGGAGCUAAGUAGAUACUGAAUUAUGGAAUCAGAAGGAAGUGAAUCACAGACAUCCAGAAGUACAGAGCCUAGAAUUGCAUUUGGAGAGGGAAAUGAAUUUGGACUUAGUGAAGUCCAUGCAUAUUUGACAGACAAACUUAGGAGGCUCUCUGUUGUUAUUGAUAAGUAUCAUUCCUUAGGAGACAAUAACCCUGUACCCCCAGUGACAGGAGAUCUUCAGCAUCUUCUGAAAUACAAAACUCAGCUGCUGAGUUGCUUGUCACAACAGUUAAGAACUUUGCAUCCACAAGAAUGGACACGUUUCUCUGCACAUGUACAGUUGGAUGUAAUGGAAAGUUUGAAGAAAGAAGUUCUAGACUUGAGAACUUUGUUAGGUGUGUGUGAGAAGCAACUUGCUGAAGACAAAAAGCAGCUUGCAGAUUUAGAAGAGAAGAUUAAAGAUUUGAAAGAAAUGUAUGAGGAGAGACAGAAAACCCCAGAAGUUCAUAAGAUGGAUUCAUUGGUGCCAGUACAAAAGAACCUCUCAGUGGAAUUCAAUAAACACAGGAGAGAGUUGAAUGACAUGAUAGAACAGCUCUUCCCAGAUGACAGCACUGACCUGGUGGAUUUCCUUCAAGUUCUGACCAAGGCAUAUUUUGAUGAUGAGAGAGGUGACCCAUAUGUUACUCUAGAUGGUCCAUAUCACUGUCUUGAAAUGCUUCUGGAAGCUGACAUCAUCACUCGACAUCCACAUGAUUUCAAGAAGUUUCGGCUCACGAACCUCCUUCAAUAAGAAACUCAUGUAUGAUCUUCCACCUGACAUUCAGUAACACAGAUGAAAAGUUCUGUGAGCUGUCUGGAAUUUCCUGUAAAUCCUGACAGUAUGAAUUUCAAAUUAUCUGAUGUUUUGUAAGAGAAAAAUCAUUCAGAGUACAAUUUUUCUCAUUGUAGUAUCACGGGACUAUGAAGAUCAGAAUCUUCUGGGGUGUAAUGCAAUGGAAUCUUUCAGAAGUUUUAUCGAUGUUUUAGAGGAACAUACUGUCUGUAUCCUUGAAGACAUUAAACAUUAUAGUCCCUUGUGGGAUGUCGAUGCUCAAAGAGACAACCACAUAAAACUAUAACAGAUGUUUAUUGCUCUUAGAAUGAAUAUUACAGAUGAUUGGGGAAGCAGAACAUGCCUGAUGAAUACUGGCGAAGGCUCCCUUUUUAGAAGACUAGUCUGAGCUAGUGAUGGCAGUGAUAUUGUUGUCCCUGAAGAGGGCCAUUUGUCGGAUGCUGGGUGCGCCUGUUGGCAUUCUUCCUCACAGCAACCAGGGAUUAUGAGCCGGCAGGAUGCCGGGCAAGGACAAAGCUCUUGCAGUAGUGGGCUAGCCGGUGCUAGUGGCAGUGAAGCCGGCUGAUGAGAGUUGGCAGUUGCUGGUGGAGUCAGUCUGCUGCAAGUAGACUCACUGUUCUGUUGUUCUCUUGAUACAAGCCUAGUUGUAACUGAUGCUAGCAUACCGGAGGUCUGUAUUUUUAUACUUUUGUUGCUAGGUAUUGCACAGACCAAUGGGUGUUGGAGUUGCCAUGAUGAGCGCUUGCUUCAGUGGGAGGCUCACACACUGUUAUGAGAACGUCACAUGUACGUCUUGGAAUAUAGUAAAUAUCGCAGUAUACCUUCAGUUAUGUAUGAAUAUAUCUUAUGGAUGUGUUUGUUUCCGUUGGAUUCAAACAUCACAUUUAGUUUGCUACAUGUGCAUGUGCUGUGUUAUUUGUUUUUGUAGUUAAGGGUUGUAAAGCAAAUAUCUUCGUUCUUGGGCUAGCAGUUUAUAACUCAGACCCUGAAUUUUGGCAGGAACAUUUUUUUUUCUUCCCCCCCCC